This is a messenger RNA of Cimex lectularius (bed bug), 1017 nucleotides long. RefSeq names its product clavesin-1-like. Bases 23 to 892 code for a protein of 289 amino acids. Gene Ontology annotation, molecular function: phosphatidylinositol bisphosphate binding. The record is from RefSeq and is a predicted model, not a curated record. The transcript is spliced from 7 exons. Gene Ontology annotation, cellular component: membrane. NCBI's taxonomy places the organism in Eukaryota, Metazoa, Arthropoda, Insecta, Hemiptera, Cimicidae.
UCACUGUACAAACCGAAUAUUAAUGAUGCCGAACGACAAGGAUGACCAGAACGCGUGUGAUGAUCUUUCCGAUGAAUGGUGGGCUUCAAAAGCGGCUAGAGAGUUGAACGAAACUCCAGAAACAAGGGAGAUGAAAAUCACCGAGCUCAGGGAUUUGAUUGAAAGAAAGGGCGGCCUCGUGAAAUGCAAGGAUGACGAAUCUCUGCUUCGAUUUCUGCGGGCCAAGAAGUUCAAUGUACUAAAAGCUUUUAAUAUGAUGGAGCGUUACGAAGUGAUGACCAAAGCCCACCCCGACCUUUUCGACAUGUCCAAAGCCGUAAAAAAACUCAUGAUUUUGGACUGCCAAGGACAAAAUGUGUUAAAUGGAAGAGACAGGAGUGGAGCUGUAGUUUUCCUUUAUCGAGUCGGACAGUAUAACAUCGCACAAAAUCCCAAAGAUGGCCAGGUGAGUGUCGACGACAUAUUCAGGACCAACAUGCUCGGCUUGGAAUGGUGCCUUUUGGAGCAUAAAAACCAGAUUUCUGGUGCGACCGCAUUAGUUGAUAUGACAGGUUUCAAACUGGCGAGCCACGCCUCUCUCCUGUCACCGUUUUAUUCCAAGAGGACUGUUCAGGUCAUACAGGACGCCUUUCCACUCAGGUUCAAAGGCAUCCAUAUCGUGAACCAGCCUCUUUACUUUGACGCUUUAUUCGCCGUGGUCAAGCCGUUCCUCAAGGAUAAAAUCAAACAGAGGGUCUUCCUUCACGGAACCAAUUUCAAAUCGCUACACCGCUUCAUUAGCAGUGAUGUUCUACCUGUCGAGUACGGAGGCAAGUGCUCACCAUCGGAUAACACUUCCUGGAAAAAGCGACUCAUUGAUGAUCUGCCUAAAAUUAUGUAUUACCAUAAAUAACGGCACGUACAAUAUUUCUCUCCUUAUAAAUCAAUAGUUAUGUACUUUUAUGAAAGGAUUUUUUUUUUAUGUCACCUCAAUUACUGUUUAACUCUCCACAAAUUUAAUCCCUUGCAUGUUUUACG